Molecule: messenger RNA, 916 nt
Organism: Hypoxylon trugodes
Lineage: Eukaryota; Fungi; Ascomycota; Sordariomycetes; Xylariales; Hypoxylaceae
Product: P-loop containing nucleoside triphosphate hydrolase protein
Exons: 3
Coding region: 169-744 (191 amino acids)
Biological process (GO): small GTPase-mediated signal transduction
Molecular function (GO): GTP binding; GTPase activity
Source: RefSeq, a predicted model, not a curated record
GCUUAUCGAUAGUGGUACUCACUAAAAGGCGGCUUUAAGUACCUGGAAAGCCCCGGAAUUAUAGCGUAACAUGCUGCAUCUCAAUUGUACCUAUUCACGUUCACCUCGAGUUCUCUACAGUUAGCUUAGAUUUUUAUCAAAUUCCAAACGCUUAAAUCGUUAUCAUUGAUGGAUGACGUGGUAGUCAAGGUCCUCCUUCUCGGAGAUGAGAAAGUAGGAAAAUCAACAUUUCUAUCACGAAUUAGUGGGGGUAGCAGGAGUCUCGAUGGUCACGCCCAAAUCACUUUAUUACGAGACAUAGAUCAGCCAUUUAUUUUCGAAGUUACAAAUAGGAGGCGCAGAUAUUGUCUAGAAUUCUAUGAUACGUCUAGUCCAGAGGACUGGCGACUCCUGCAGCCAGAUCUCGUCUUGAUAUGCUAUGAUAUCAGCCAGAGGCUAUCUCUCAUCGACAUGCAAAGAGUUUGGAUCAAGCAGGUCCACAGCACCUUCCAAACCAGCGAUGGACUCCCUAUCAUGGUCGUCGGCCUCAAGAGAGACUUAAGGUCUGAAGACGAUCCUAACGGUAUUAUAUAUCCUCAAGAAGGAUACAAGGUGGCGCAAGAGAUGAGGGUCGAUAAAUAUGUUGAAUGCUCGGCUGUUACAGGGGAGCUUCUCAAGUUGGCCUUUGAGGAGAUCUGCAAUACCGCUGUAAAGACAUCAACCGCGGAUGGCGGGCAGAGCGAAGGCGGAUGUGCGAUAUUGUAAUUCCUUGAGACGGUGGCUGUCCUGUAUAUCAUCUUGCCGCUUUUAUCGAUCGUCCGGAAUCCGGAAAUUGGUUCAUAUUGGCACCUUGUGUGACCAAUAUUUACGCCAUCGGCCCCCAUUGACGAAACCCCUUCCGUAGUUUUAACAGCAAGAUCCUGUGAUACCCCAUUCC